Messenger RNA from Fundulus heteroclitus (mummichog), 5055 nucleotides. RefSeq names its product SH3KBP1 binding protein 1 (gene shkbp1). The coding region runs from base 105 to 2651 and encodes 848 amino acids. Gene Ontology annotation, molecular function: protein binding. The record is from RefSeq and is a predicted model, not a curated record. Gene Ontology annotation, biological process: protein homooligomerization. The transcript has 17 exons. NCBI's taxonomy places the organism in Eukaryota, Metazoa, Chordata, Actinopteri, Cyprinodontiformes, Fundulidae.
GCCUUCACUGUGCCGCCGGAAGUGCUUUGUUGAGCUAAUUCCUGUUCAGAAAAUGGAUUAAAUUCGCGUUUUUCUGGAAAUAUCAGCCACUCAGUCUGUAGAGGAUGUCUUCCACAGUGAGAAGUGGGGACAUUAUCCACCUGAAUGUUGGCGGGAAGAGGUUCAGCACCUCCAGACAGACGCUCACCUGGGUUCCUGACUCCUUCUUUUCCAGCCUGCUGAGCGGCCGUAUCUCCACGCUGAAGGAUGACGACGGAGCCAUCUUCAUCGACAGAGACCCCUGCCUGUUCGCGCCCAUCCUCAACUUCCUGCGCAGCAAAGAGCUGUACCCCCGCUCCAUCAACGUGCACAUGCUGAUGCACGAGGCCGAGUUCUACGGGAUCACGCCGCUGGUGCGAAAGCUGCAGCUGUGUGACGAACUGGACCGAUCCUCCUGUGGAAACGUUCUGUUCAACGGCUACCUGCCUCCACCAGUGUACCCGGCGAAGCGUCGGAACCGCCACAGUGUGGCCGGAUCACAGUUCAUGGGGGGUCGGACCGGGCCGGUGGAGAGGGCGCCGGUCAGACGCAGCAACACGAUGCCUCCUAACCUGGGCAACUCUGGGAUCCUGGCUCGCACCGAGGAGAGGAUGUGUGCAGGUGGGGCGUCGGACUCCGGCAUGGUCCGGAUCAUCUGCGGACAUCAUAACUGGAUCGCCGUGGCGUACGCCCAGUUUGUGGUCUGCUACAGGAUGAAGGAGUCCACCGGCUGGCAGCAGGUCUUCACCUCGCCGCGCCUCGACUGCAUGAUCGACCGCGUGGCGCUCAACGCCAAGGUGAUGGGCGGCUCGCUGGGAGACAACGACAAGAUGGUGGCCGUCGCCUCGGUGACCGAGAUCAUCCUCUGGUCCAUCUGUCCCGACGGCAACGGCAACGAAAUCGGCGUCUUCAGCCUCAACGUGCCGGCCGAGGCGCUCUUCUUCGUUGGUAACCAGCUGAUCGCCACCAGCCACACCGGGAAGGUCGGGGUGUGGAACGCCGUCACCAAACACUGGCAGAACCAGGACGUGGUUCCCAUCAGCAGCUACGACACGGCCGGUUCCUUCCUCAUCCUGGGCUGCAACAACGGCUCCAUCUACUACAUCGACGUCCAGAAGUUUCCUCUGAGGAUGAAGGACAACGACCUGCUGGUGACGGAGCUCUACAGAGAUCCCACUGAGGACGCCAUCACCGCCCUCAGCGUCUACCUCACCCCCAAAACCAGUGACAGCGGGAACUGGAUCGAGAUCGCGUACGGAACCAGCUCCGGCACGGUCCGGGUCAUCGUUCAGCAUCCGGAGACGGUCGGUUCCGGUCCGCAGCUCUUCCAGACGUUCUCCGUCCAUCGCAGCCCCGUCACCAAGAUCAUGCUGUCUGAGAAGCACCUCAUCUCAGUCUGCGCGGACAACAACCACGUUCGGACCUGGACGGUGACCCGGUUCAGAGGGAUGAUCUCCACGCAGCCCGGCUCCACGCCGCUCACCUCCUUUAAGAUCCUCAGCCUGGACGACGUGGACGGCCACGCCGGCUGCAGCGCCGGCACCGAGAUCGGUCCGUACGGCGAGCGGGACGACCAGCAGGUGUUCAUCCAGAGAGUGGUACCGGACACGGAUAAGCUCUACGUCAGGCUGUCGUCCAACGGGAAGAGGGUGUGCGAGGUGCGCUCGGUGGACGGCACCGCCAUCACCGCCUUCAUGGUCCACGAGUGCGAGGGAUCGAGCCGCAUCGGCUCGCGGCCGCGCCGCUACCUGUUCAGCGGCCACGCCAACGGCAGCAUCCAGAUGUGGGACCUGACCACGGCCAUGGAGAUCGCCGGGAAGGUGGACAUCAGAGCGCUGGGCGGGCCGACGGAGGAGGAGCUGCUGGAGCUGCUGGACCAGUGCGACCUGGCUCUGACGCGGACGCCUGACAGCACGCCGCGGGCGUCCACCUGCAGCCUACACUCUCAGCUCAGCGACGGUCUCCGGGCGGAGCGGCUCCACCCGGCCGGAGGGCGAGGGCCGGCCGGGGCGUCGGGUUCCUCGGCCUCGCUGUGCGGCAGCCUCCCUCGGCAGGCUCCGCCCCCGGGCGCCCUGACCAGAACGCCACGGGAGGCCGCGCUCUCCGCCGGCUUCCAGGGGUUCUACGGUCCCGCCCGCAAUCAGAGCCCCCAUCCUCCCCGGCACCACCCGGACCGGGACAGGGAGGCGGUGCGCAGGGGCAGCUUCGUGGAGCGCUGCCAGGAGCUCGCCAAGGGCCCCGACGGCGCCGCCAGCUCAGCUUUCGGGAUGCCGCCCUGGUCGGAGGGCGUGCGGCGAAGCGUGGCGGUCUGCAGCGAGCUGGAGGCCAGGUUCAACCUCAGGACCCCCACCAGCUUCACCGUGUCCCCCGGACCCCGGCACCCGCCCGGAACGCCUUCCUCCAUGUCCUCCUCGCCGCUAUCCUCAUCCCAGCGCAGGGCCACGCCCACCUCGCCGACAAGCCCCGCCUCCACCACCCCCAGUCCAAACCGCCCGUUGACACCUGUGUCGCCUCACCGUGGCGCCGCGGCGUCGCCCGCUGACCCCCCGGCGUCGCCAGAGGGUCCGUCGAGUCCGGAUGGUGCCGGGACGCCACCCAGCCCCAAACCGCACAUGAACGAGACCAGCUUCUGACGGAGCGGCCCAAACUGGCUUCUGAUUGGCUGCCGGGGCCCAGCGUCAGCCUCUGGGUGAACUGCUGCGUUUCUCCAGACUUCCAGCUGGUGGCGCCAGAGAGCCGAGAAUAAACACUAAGCAGCUGGACAGUUCUCUGCGUUAAACCAGAACCGGAGCGGACUGAGGCUGCUGUGUUCGGUUUGUUUUUCUAACGUUUCUAUCCGACGUUUCAGGAUCGUUUCUGAUCCGCUCUGAUUUCUACAGAACAGAAGAUUUAUUUUUAUCUUUUCUAUCUGGAGUUUUAUUUAGAACCUGAAGGGGGCAGCACCGGGUCCCGUCGUCAGUUCCCUGAGAACUUCCUGGGGAAACUAAUUUAACAUCGUUUAAACAUCAAAGUAUUUAUUGUUAAAGUUUUCUACAAAGCUAAAUCUUAUCUUGAUUUGAAUGUUUGUUCUGUCUGCAGUUUAUGUGAAGGACCUCCAGGUUCUACGGUCUUUAUACAGACUAAAUCUUUGUUUUCCUGCCGUUUUAACCUCCCUCUGGUAUAUUUAUCUAAAUGCUCUCAGUUUAGUCCAAUAACUGAUUAAUCAACAGGAUCAUGUGAAAGGCUUUGUUGUUUGGCGCUGUGGAUGGAUCCAGAAAACAUGUUUGUCGUCGUUUUAUAGAUAAUUUCUUUUCAAUUAUGGCUUGUAGGUCAGAUGCAUCAUUCCUUUCCACGUCUGAAAUCAAGAACUGUGUUUAUAAAGGAAUGGGAAAGAACCAGGAGAGAAAGGAAGUGAGUAAAAUGCAACAGAGAACGGAAAUUAUGAUGCCAAACAGGGAAGAUGUUGCUUUGGAGGCCGUUAGACAAGCUGCUUAACAGCAGUACUUUGGAGAUCUAACAAACUAGCACCGUAUGGAAGAGUUGGAGGAGCUCCCAGUCUGCCGGUGACUUGCUACUGUGGAGAAAGACCUUGUUUGAAAAAAAACGAGGAGCAGCUAAUGCUAAACAAGGUGAUGGAGAGGAAGUCAGAAUACCUGGUUAGCCGCUGCUAGCUUCAGCUAGCCGCUGCCGUUACUCUCCUUCAUUUGGUUCAGACACAGGAAAAAAUCAUGAUAGUCCUGCUACGUAUCAGUUAAAGAAAGCACUGAACUGUUAAACUUUGUGCUCACAAACACACGCUGUCCCCUUGAUUGUUGCCAGCUGGCUGUCAGCUUGAGCUAGCCACUGCUAGCUACUAUUAGCCGCUGUUAGCUUCAGCUCGCUUCAGCUAUCCGCUGUUAGCUUCAACUAGCUGCAGUUAUCCGCUGCUACAAGCUGCUGUUAGCUGCAGCUAAGAACAGCUAGCUGCUGCUGUUAGUUGCGGCUAGCUGCUGUUAGCCUCUGCUAGCCUCUGCUAGCGGUGGACCAUGCUGGUUCUUCUUCGCUCAGGUUUCGGUCUUUCCUUCCCCAUAAACACUUGCGUCCCCAAACGACAAACUGUUUUUGUAGGACUAGGAAACAUCUGCCGUGCUUCAACCGAGCCGCCAGCAGUUCCUGCAGAGAGGAUCUUUGUGGCGAGUGCUCACUUUGUUCGUUUUCUGAACGCCCUCAUUCAGUUUAUUCCUCUAAAAGGAAAAUGACUGUAAGAGCAGCGCAUGUGGGUCAGCUCCAUAUAUGGUAGUGCCUUCCUGUUUCAGCAGGUGGUAAACCGCUGGAACAGCUGCUUGGACUUCAGGUUUCCAGUAAAACUAGGCGUCACGAAGUUGGUCUGGUUAACGUUGAUUAUGUUUAUUAACUUUAUUUUGCAGUUUUUUAUUUAAAAAUGAUGAAGUAAAUUUAAAAUAAUUCUUCCUUGGUCCCUUCUUCCUCCCAUGCUUUCAUUAAAAGCUCAAUGUGUUGCCUUUGCUGCCACCUGGUGGUUUGGCUGUAAGCUGCAUUUAAAUGGCUCAGCCAAACCGUCUAUUUCUGUAAAUUUCUCUGAUUUGUUCAUCUUCUGCUUCUUUAUUGGGGUUCAGGUGUUAAAAUCAUAGAAAACCUUUCAGAGAACCAGUGAUACAGAUAAUUUCAGCCAGAGCUGCGUGUCUGACUGCUAAAGAAAAGGAAUUAGUGUUGUAUGAAGUCUGGUGAAGCUUCAAAAGAAAGUUUAAAGAACUGUUAAAAAUAUGUUUUUCUCCCCAGAUGUGAUGAAGCCAAGUCUGUUUCCUUCAUUUAAAACACAACAAGUCAUUUUCAGGCUCUUUACGUACAUUAAACCCCAGAGUGGCGGUUUUCUCUAUGGAAGAUCAGACAUUAUCAGCUUGAAUGUUUUCUCUCCUCCCGUUUCCUUAAACCUCUAAACGCAUCAUUUUUGUGUCUGUUUGAAACUUUCUGCUUUUCGCUUUGGUUCCUUUAGCCAAGCUGAAAUCAGGAUUUUCUUUCCUCCUAACUGUGAAGCGGUUCCCAUUAAAACACUGAACAGAC